This is a messenger RNA of Fulvia fulva, 804 nucleotides long. RefSeq lists its product as uncharacterized. The record is from RefSeq and is a predicted model, not a curated record. Lineage: Eukaryota; Fungi; Ascomycota; Dothideomycetes; Mycosphaerellales; Mycosphaerellaceae. The transcript has 3 exons. Bases 1 to 804 code for a protein of 267 amino acids.
AUGCCGCCCGGCACAAAAUUCCCCUACAACCCAUCCACCUCCAUCCCCAACCUAUCCGGAAAAGUCAUCCUAAUCACAGGCGCCAACACAGGCCUCGGCAAAGCCACAGCCCUCGAGCUCUCCAGACAUGGACCCGCAGAGAUCUGGAUGGCCAGUCGAGACGUGACAAAAGGCCAGAAAACAGUCUCCGAAGUCCAAGCCACUGCGUCUCCGGGAACCAAAAUCCAGUUCCUGCAACUAGAUCUCUCCUCGUUCGCCUCGAUAAAGUCUGCGGCUGGGGCAUUCCUCGCGGACGCGGAACGCCUGGACGUUCUGUAUCUGAAUGCAGGCAUCUUCGGCGCCCCAGCAGCCCUGACAGAGGACGGCUACGAAGUCCAUAUCGGCAUCAACCACCUUGGGCACGCUCUUCUCUUGAAACUCCUCACGCCGCUUCUCCUCUCUUCCGCAGCCUUGCCACCGGGAAGUGACGUCCGAGUCCUAGGAAAUCUUCUCUACGCACAAGAAGUAGCUGAGCGGUAUCCACAGUUCAAGACGGUUGCUGUGCGUUAUGGGGAAAUUGGUACGGAACUCUUCUCGAGGGAGGCGGGGGACGAGCAAAACGAAGUAGCACCUCUCCAUGAUAUCGGGAUUGAGGAGGGUGUGAAGAACCCGCUCUGGGCGGGGACGGCUCCGGAGGUGGUAAGCGGAACGUACUACGAGCCGGUAGGAGUCGGUGGUGUAGCCACCGGGUUGGCACAUGAUCGUGAGAUGCAGAACAAGCUGUGGGAGUGGACCAAAAGUGAGCUCGCGGGCCAUGAGAUCUGA